Messenger RNA from Phanerochaete carnosa HHB-10118-sp, 978 nucleotides. RefSeq lists its product as uncharacterized. The record is from RefSeq and is a predicted model, not a curated record. The transcript has 3 exons. The coding region runs from base 1 to 978 and encodes 325 amino acids. NCBI's taxonomy places the organism in Eukaryota, Fungi, Basidiomycota, Agaricomycetes, Polyporales, Phanerochaetaceae.
AUGGAGCAAAAUGCCAUAGACUGGCCGACUUCUGGGCACGUGACAGUAGGGUUUGCUGCCACGUCGUACGCUGACGUCGCACGAGAUUUCUCGCUGCCAAAACCUCAGCCUGACCAGGCAUACGUCGAGGUCUCCGCGCUGGAAGCGGGCAUAAUCAACCUUCCUCUCAUCUACUUUGUCCAAGGUGCGACUUCGGGGGAGGUCGUCAGAGGCCCUGCUCUUGCCUUCUCCAUCAUCCACAAGCCCUCCGGCACGCACCUGGUUUUUGAUCUGGGCUUACGUCGCGAUAUCGAGGCCUAUCCUCCCCCAGUCCACGCCAUCCUCAAAGUCUUUGGGACUGUUACAGUGCCUCAGAGCGCCGAGGAGUCGCUGAAGGCAGGCGGCAUUCCCCCGGAGGCGGUGCAGACCGUCAUCCUCAGCCACUUGCACUUUGAUCACAUCGGUAAUCCCGAUGCGUUCCCGAAUGCGACUUUCAUCGUCGGUCCAGGCAGCCGGGAGCUCAUCGAAUCUGGGUAUCCCACCGACCCAAAGUCAGCCAUCUGGCAAUCAAUCCCAGUCGAGCGCACGCGCUUCCUAUCGUCGUCAGACUUCUCGAUGUCUGUCGGCCCCUUUCCUCGCGCGUAUGACUACUUCGGUGACGGCAGCCCCUAUCUCGUGGAGGCGCCGGGUCAUGUCGACGGGCACAUCAACGUCCUGGCGCGCACGUCGCGCGACGGCUCGUGGAUCUUCCUCGGCGGCGACUCUGCGUACGACACGCGUCUGCUCACUGGCGAGAAAGAGGUUGCGUUUAAGAUAGACGCAAGCGGACAAUCACUUUGCGCGCAUGAGCACAAGGACAUCGCCAUCGAGCACAUCCGCAGGGUGGGCUCGUUGCUCAAGGUCCCAAAGGUCCAUGUUCUGCUCGCUCAUGAUUGGGAGUGGUAUGAGAAGAACAAAGGCGGUGGCGCGUUUCUGCCUGGAGUUAUUCCUCCCGCGUAG